CCCUGGGGAACUUUGCGGGAGGUCAGGAGGGUUCCUGGCGGUCAGUGCCGCCCACGCGGAGACAUUCAGAGCCAUAUAAACGGGUCUCCAGGGCCAGAGGGACGGCACAUCCUGGGCCUGUGGCGUGGUGUGGGCCUGGGAGGAUGGGCAGCCUGCUGCUGGCUGUGCUGCUGGCUUCGGCCUCUGUGCCCAGGGCCCAGGCUGUGUGGUUGGGGAGACUGGACCCUAAGCAGCUUCUUGGGCCCUGGUACGUGCUUGCUGUGGCCUCCCGGGAAAAGAGUUUUGCAGUGGAGAAGGACAUGAAGAAUGUCGCGGGGGUGGUAGUGACCCUCACUCCAGAAAACAACUUGCGAAUGCUGUCCUCUGAGCAGGGGCUGGAGGGGUGCAGCCAGAGUGUCACGGAGCUGUUGAAGCGGAACUCCGGAUGGGUGUUUGAGAACCCCUCAAUAGGCGUGCUGGAGUUCCGGGUGCUGGGCACCAACUUCAGAGACUACGCCAUCGUCUUCACGCAGCUGGAGUUUGGGGACGAGCCCUUCAACACGGUGCAGCUGUACAGUCGGACGGAGACGGCUAGCCAGGAGGCCAUGGGGCUCUUCACCAAGUGGAGCAGGGGCCUGGGCUUCCCGUCACAGCAGCAGGCCCAGCUGCAGAAGGACCUCACCUGCGCUCGCAGGAUCCUCCCGGUAAGCCGCCGUCCCAAGCCUCACCCUCGGCUCCCUUGGGGUGGGGGGCAGGAGGACCCUCUGCCUAAGCCCACGGGUUUGUGGCUCCGCUGCCUCUAAGGCAGCUGAGGGUGGGGAGGGUGCCUCCCUGGUGGGCUACGACCCUCACACUCACCUUGGUUUUCAGUGAGCGCUGCGUUCCCAGCAGGAACAGUGCCCGCAGGGUCCUGUGACCUUGGCCAGGGUCCACCCACCUCCCUCAGCAGCCCCCAGGGCUCAGCUCCAGCUCAGAAUAAAGCAAUU
Molecule: messenger RNA, 965 nt
Organism: Saimiri boliviensis boliviensis (Bolivian squirrel monkey)
Lineage: Eukaryota; Metazoa; Chordata; Mammalia; Primates; Cebidae
Gene: LCN6
Product: lipocalin 6
Molecular function (GO): small molecule binding
Source: RefSeq, a predicted model, not a curated record